AUGUCGCUAAUCUCUUCGUUGGAAACCACUAGUGUAGAGCCUAUUCGGACAUCUUCUGAAUUGACUACGGAAAGUGAGACGGUCAAAGUGUCUACUUUGCGCAAGUCCCUGCAUUCUUCUGAAAUGCAUCGCUCAGCUUCAAAAACACCUCGCACGCUUCCAGACCAUGUGCAAAAGUUAAAAAGUAUAUACUCGGCUUAUCAGCAAGAUGGGCAACCUUUGAGUAAAGAGGCUGUAUUCCACGCGAAACAAAAGUAUGGUAUCUUAAAUACUCCGGCCUACCAUAAGACACUCGGCUUAGGAGAUACUGGUAGUGAAUCUGCAGACUUGGCUGCUCGUUUGGCGAAUAGGAGCAAGAGAUCAACUAAUGAACCUGUCGGGCCCACAAUCGAACAAAAGGCUCUGGAUGAGGCCUCCAAAAUAACAUUUUCUAAAAUUCCCCUAACGCUACCCGAAGAGAUUCCCAUGAAGGUUAAUUUGGGUCUGAAGGGUAAAAGGGACUUUUUAACCAGGUCAGCCGCACAAAAGGCAUUAGCUUCCAAUUUUUCGUCAGAUAGUUCCACGAUUGGUGUCUCUGAAAGAGGCAAGCGUGCGUCCUCUGCUGCGACAGUUAUUGCAAAUGACUUUAAUGCAAACAGUGUAAAUCCCCACCAUCCGGCAGGAUUUGAAUCACUAGAUUUGUCCAAAGUCUUAGAUGGGGCUGAAAGAAAAGCAAUUAAAAGAAUUAACGGUAGGUUGUAUCCAGAAAAGGUGAAUUUUCAAAAUGGACUACUGACUGGUAGGGAGAGCGGUGUGUCUAAAGCCAACAAGGAAGUUUUCAAAAAGGGAACCUUAAAAAAGUUGGAACGUUCAGCCGAGGAAUUCUUGGAAGCUCAGCCUGGCAAUGGGAGGCAAGGGCUGAAUGAUCGUCAGUAUAUGUAUGCAAAGAAUGCGGCCGAUGCGGUAAAGGAUCUUGAUCCAAGGGCAUUGGUGGAUCCAAAUUUCGCUGCAAAAGAGCUUCAAAAGAAGACGUACUUAAAGCAAAUAUCAUCUCCGCUGGUGCUACAUGAAGCUCAAAACCUUGCCAAUAAGAGGUUGCGGGACAUUGACUCUAACAAUACCUAUUUGAUUCUGUUUGGUAAUCAAGCUUACAACAAGCUUGCCGUAGACAUUGCUUUAAAGCACUACUCGGCUAAUCAAGAGCAGAAGAAAAAAAUCUACCUAGGUGGUGGCUUGUGGAUAACUCCAGAAGAAGUUAAUACUGUAGCCAAAAAUUUGAUAUCGCCCGUAAUAAACGAAAUUAGCGAGAGGGCUAAUAGACAGCGUAUCGUUGACCGGGAUAUUGAGAAAAGGACAAGUAUCCUUGACCAAGAGCAUGAAAACUGGAAAUCUAUGGAACGUACAAAAGAGCAAAAUGACAAGCAGAUUUUGUUAGUGAUGGAAUCAAAACGGCACCAGGAAAAAGUAGCCAAAAAAGCAGAGAGUGAACAAACCUACAACAUGCUGGUAUAUAAUAUGGAUGCUGAAGUAGAGGAGAAGGAGAAGGAGUUAGAGAUUAUUAAGCAAGAUCGGGAACAUUUGAGGGUUGAAUUGCAAGGAAUGCUGUCCAAAAGCAUAUCAGAAGAAGAAGGUAACAUAAAAGAUUGGAGUGAAUCCUGUCAAAGAGAUCUCGAUAAUACAAAUAUUGAACACGCUCAGGCAGCUAGACUGUACCCUGAUGAUUUGAGAGCCUCGACAAAUGAAUAUGACGAACUGCUAGACGAGCACGACAGAGUACAGGAUCGGAUCAAAAAGUUGAAUUUAUCUAUUAAUGAGCACAGAAGUGUCAUCCGUGAUUUUAAAGUAAGAAUUGAUACGGGGGGAGGUUUGACAGCCACACAAAAAGAGAAAUUUGGUAGUGGAGGGCAUCUUAUGGAUGCUACUGUGAAUGAUUCUGUUGUUAUUCUUGCAGAAAAGGCGAAACAAGAAGCUGAAUUGGCUUCAGAAGAGGCCAUGCUGCAACAAUUGGAAAUUGAUGAGAUGGUCAAUAAAAGAACAACUAGGCUGUACGCCCAUAAAAACCAACUCAGGAAGGAGAAACCAUCAUCGACAAAAUCACAGAAGGUCACUGAAGGCGGAGAAGACUUAAGGAAUGAACUCAAUGCUGCUCAAGGUUACAUGUUGUACGCGCCAACUACAGAUGAAAAAUCGGCACGCGUGGUAAGAAGUGCGUCUACUGUAAAGAACCGAUUCCUUUCUGCAUACAGUUCAGGGAAAGAUGUGGAUAGCUCGGCAAGCGCCAGAUCGGUCACCGGUGUUAGUGGUGUUUUGGAUGAAAGAACUGAAACCCCAACUACUGAUAAGGAAGCUUUUCCGGUUGAUAAGGAAGCGAGGCCAGGCAAUGUACGCCAAGCCCCUGUCCUAGUUGAAAACGAGAAGACCUCAAGGCCAGUUACCGAAGCGCGAGGACCGACAACAAUCGAGCAAUUCUUAUUUGGUAAGACCGCCGGUAAAAAAGGGCCAUCCGGUACAGAAUUUGCAACCUUAAAAAGUGGGCCAGUGGUGAACGCAACAGAAUCAGAAAUGGAAAAGGAAUCUGUUCAUCGCAAUGACAAACCCGGUGAAUCCUUCAGUGGAUUUUCUCAAGGUUCAUUCGAAAACGAUUACGGUAACGAAGUCACCGAUGAUCAAGAUGAAUCCGACAUAAAGAUUCGGGACUCGAGCGAUUCGAAUGUUCGCGGUAAAGAAAGUUUUUUCAAGGAGAUUAUUUAA
Saccharomyces eubayanus is the source of this 2730-nucleotide messenger RNA. It is a transcript of the gene LPX2, whose product is annotated as Lpx2p. Gene Ontology annotation, biological process: eisosome assembly. Bases 1 to 2730 code for a protein of 909 amino acids. The record is from RefSeq and is a predicted model, not a curated record. NCBI's taxonomy places the organism in Eukaryota, Fungi, Ascomycota, Saccharomycetes, Saccharomycetales, Saccharomycetaceae. The transcript has a single exon.